Messenger RNA from Hemibagrus wyckioides, 3419 nucleotides. It is a transcript of the gene rps6kal, whose product is annotated as ribosomal protein S6 kinase a, like. Gene Ontology annotation, molecular function: ribosomal protein S6 kinase activity; ATP binding; magnesium ion binding. The record is from RefSeq and is a predicted model, not a curated record. Lineage: Eukaryota; Metazoa; Chordata; Actinopteri; Siluriformes; Bagridae. Gene Ontology annotation, biological process: protein phosphorylation. The coding region runs from base 257 to 2482 and encodes 741 amino acids. The transcript has 22 exons.
AUGGGGCGCGCGGAGGCGGCCAUGUUGGCCAUGUUGAUGUCAAUGGGAAAGUAAAGAGGCGGCCGGGUCUGUUUAUGGUCUGAUACUCGAGCCGAGCCUCCUAAAGCGAGUCUCUGGUCGAACUGCGUCCCUGUCAGAUUUACUGACGUUAUUAGCUGAAUUAAUUUGAACAUCUGAGUGUGUCAUUGUAACCCUGGGCUAGCCAAGCUUUCGCAGCGAAGGCAUGGCACGCUAUACGCGACUCUAGUUCUACCUUAUGAUGCCUUUUGCCCGGCCAUUGCAUUCCUGGCACAAAAUGGAGGUGCACAGCUUUAGCGGCGAGAUCAAUGGACAUCAGGUCGCAGAUGAGCCGAUGGAAGAGGGAGAAUCCUGCACACACUGUGAUGAUGGGUCUUAUAAGGAGAUCCCCAUCACUCAUCAUGUAAGGGAGGGCUGUGAAAAGGCUGACCCUUCCCAAUUCGAGCUGCUUAAAGUACUGGGCCAGGGAUCGUUUGGAAAGGUGUUCUUGGUGAGAAAGGUAAUUGGUCCAGAUGCUGGUCAGUUGUAUGCAAUGAAAGUCCUCAAAAAGGCAUCAUUAAAAGUGAGGGACAGGGUUCGCACAAAGAUGGAACGAGAUAUACUGGUGGAAGUGAAUCAUCCCUUCAUUGUGAAGUUGCACUAUGCUUUUCAGACAGAAGGGAAGCUCUAUUUAAUUUUGGAUUUUCUCAGGGGUGGAGAUGUAUUUACUCGCUUAUCCAAAGAGGUUAUGUUUACAGAGGAGGAUGUGAAAUUCUACCUUGCAGAGCUAGCCCUUGCGUUGGAUCACCUUCACAACCUAGGCAUUGUUUACAGAGACCUGAAGCCUGAAAACAUUUUGCUUGAUGAAGCUGGACAUAUCAAGCUUACAGACUUCGGGCUCAGUAAAGAAUCAGUAGACCAAGAUAGGAAAGCGUACUCUUUUUGUGGCACUGUGGAGUAUAUGGCCCCUGAGGUGGUCAACAGGAGAGGACACACACAGAGUGCUGACUGGUGGUCCCUUGGUGUUUUAAUGUUUGAAAUGCUGACAGGAACAUUACCAUUUCAAGGGAAAGACCGGAAUGAAACAAUGAACAUGAUUCUUAAAGCUAAAUUAGGAAUGCCACAAUUUUUAAGUUUGGAUGCGCAGAGUCUUUUAAGAUUGCUCUUUAAAAGAAACCCAGCAAACCGUUUAGGCGCUGGACCAGAUGGUGUAGAAGAGAUUAAACGACAUGCCUUUUUCUCCACCAUUGACUGGAAUAAACUGUACCGGUGUGAACUUCAGCCUCCUUUCAAACCAGCAGCAGGAAAACCAGAUGACACAUUCUGCUUUGACCCAGAGUUCACUGCAAAAACCCCAAAAGACUCUCCAGGCAUUCCUCCCAGUGCAAAUGCACACCAACUAUUCAAAGGUUUCAGCUUUGUAGCACCGGUCUCUCUGGAGGAGAGCAAGAGUUCACCUCUAGUUAACAUCCUCCCCAUUGUUCAGAUGCAUAGCAGCACAGCACAGUUCUCGGAUGUGUACGAGCUGAAAGAGGACAUCGGCGUGGGCUCAUACUCCAUAUGCAAGCGUUGCGUCCACAGAGUCACAGCCAUGGAGUUCGCAGUGAAGAUUAUUGACAAAAGUAAACGAGAUCCUACAGAGGAGAUUGAAAUUCUUAUGCGGUACGGCCAGCACCCAAAUAUCAUCACAUUGAAGGAUGUGUAUGAUGAGGGGCGAUUUGUGUAUCUGGUAACUGAGCUAAUGAAGGGAGGAGAGCUGUUGGAUAAGAUUCUCAGGCAAAAGUUCUUCUCAGAGCGAGAAGCAAGUGCUGUGCUCUACACCAUCACAAAAACGGUGGACUAUUUGCACUGCCAAGGGGUGGUUCACAGGGAUCUAAAGCCCAGCAACAUUCUGUACAUGGAUGAUUCUGGGAACCCCGACUCUAUACGAAUAUGCGACUUCGGCUUUGCCAAGCAGUUGAGGGGAGAUAAUGGCCUUCUGCUCACACCCUGUUACACUGCUAACUUUGUAGCACCUGAGGUCUUGAUGCGUCAGGGUUAUGAUGCAGCUUGUGACAUCUGGAGUCUGGGAGUUCUUCUAUAUACUAUGUUAGCUGGGUACACCCCCUUUGCUAAUGGGCCCAAUGACACCCCAGAGGAGAUUCUAUUGCGUAUUGGCAGUGGCAAGUUCUCACUCAGUGGAGGAAACUGGGACACUGUAUCUGACUCCUCCAAGGAUCUUUUGUCUCACAUGCUUCAUGUGGACCCUCAUCAACGGUAUUCGGCUGAGCAGGUACUGAAACACUCAUGGAUUGCCUGCCGGGACCAGCUGCCCCAUUUCCAGCUCACCCGACACGAUGCACCUCAUCUGGUUAAGGGAGCAAUGGCAGCCACAUACUCAGCAUUGAAUCAUAAGACAUGCCAGCCAGUCCUGGAACCUGUAGCAGCUUCCAGCUUGGCCCAGCGCAGAAGCAUGAAGAAGUUAACUUCCACUGACAUGUUGUGAACAGACACAUCUUCACUGUGUUCUCUCCUUCCCAUUUUGUAUAUUUAUUUGUUUGCUCCUAUGCCCACUGUUUGGCAUUUUUCCUCAGCUCCUGCACAUUGUAAUUGGACAUCAUUGUCUAAUUGGACACUUUUACUUCAGGGAGGCUGUUUAGCAAUUAUAGACUGAGAGACUGCACUGAACAUGGCUGAAAUUUAAAUCCAAAAUGCUGCAGGGCUGUUUUCUUUCCCAUUUGUUUUUGUAUGCAUUUUCUGGAAAUCUUAUUUUUGUCUUUUCCUCAAACAUUCUUUAUUUUCUCUCUUUCUCUUUCCUGCUAAGUGGAAAAACAGCACCAGCGCCUAUUCUCAUUCACUGUGACUGGCUGACCUAAAGCUGCUUUAAGUAAACUGUGCUCUGCCUUCUUUUCCCAGUUGGAAACAUCUCUGUUCAUUCACCACUCCUCUUUUCCCUGUCUUGAUCAGCCUACUCCUGUCUCUUUACAAAUUAUCUGGGAGGGAACGUGCGUUUUGGAAGUUUCCAGUCUUUUAAAACCCAUUUAGCUUGCAGCUGGAAGAAGCAGUGUAUCUGAACCACUUAAUGUUACCUCAAGUUGAGUUGAUGAGCUGAAAGCAUGGACAUCUUUAUGCUUUCAAUGAGUGUAUAUAGAAUUUAGCGCCAGAGAGAUUGUCAAACACACCGACCUGAUCAACUCCCAUCAUAUAAAUUAUAUUUAAGCACAUUUGCACUGAAGCUUGUCAGGUUGUUGCUUUUGCCUUUUUUUUUGCCCAUACCCCACCUUGAUCCUUUUUAAUUUUCUAUUUGUGUUAAAAAAAUAAAUAAAUAAAAAAUAAGCUAAAGGUUGAAUAAUAGAAACUGUCAAAGGUCAAUGAAUGUGGACCAGAGUUCAUAGUGUUGGAUCCAGUAUUAGGGUGAAACAAGGACUCACAGGAUUUGUGGG